UCUUCAGCAUUUCAUUCUGUCAUUCAGCAAGGGAGUCAUUCAUUUUCUGGUAUAAUGAGGAGCCUGAUCCCGACAGCUGUAAUCCUCUUUUUGGCCGUCACAUUUCUGGAAACCAAUGGAUUUAAAUUUGGAGAUAUCAUUUCAUUUGAAAGGAGCGUUAAUUUUGUCAAGUACAAGCAUUUUGCUGUUUAUGUGGGGAAAGGAAUAAAGCAUGGACUUCCCAAAACUAAGACUCAGGACAUUUUUGGGCAUGUGAAGAAUUGUAUUUCUCCAAAAUGUCUUUUUUCUGAGCUAAAUUACGAUGAAGAUCCAAAAGUGGACAAUUACCUGGACGGUUACACAGACCCUAUCACAAAAGUAACAUUUCAAAGAGGAACUGAUGAAGAAAUUAGGCAACGGAUCUUAGAAACAAGCCAUAAGUGCAAAAGAUAUAGGUUAUUGUCCAACAACUGUGAGCACCUUGCUACGUAUAUCCGUUAUGGAUAUGGGAUAGCAGUGCAGUUUAACCGGACUGGUGAAAGAUUCUGUUUGAACAACCCAGCGAUCAAUAAGAGAGCUUUGGUCAGACACUUGAAAAAACAAUUACGCUCUGAUUAAAGUGUCUUAACAUUUUGUUUAUGUUCUCUCAAUGUCAUGUCAAAUAAAUAUGCAAAGCAA
This is a messenger RNA of Cyprinodon tularosa, 657 nucleotides long. Its product is annotated as phospholipase A and acyltransferase 1-like. The transcript has 5 exons. Gene Ontology annotation, molecular function: A2-type glycerophospholipase activity; glycerophospholipid phospholipase A1 activity. Gene Ontology annotation, cellular component: cytoplasm. The coding region runs from base 55 to 597 and encodes 180 amino acids. Gene Ontology annotation, biological process: N-acylphosphatidylethanolamine metabolic process. The record is from RefSeq and is a predicted model, not a curated record. Lineage: Eukaryota; Metazoa; Chordata; Actinopteri; Cyprinodontiformes; Cyprinodontidae.